This is a messenger RNA of Camelus dromedarius (Arabian camel), 1663 nucleotides long. RefSeq names its product WD repeat domain 18 (gene WDR18). Bases 1 to 1332 code for a protein of 443 amino acids. Gene Ontology annotation, biological process: DNA-templated DNA replication; rRNA processing. NCBI's taxonomy places the organism in Eukaryota, Metazoa, Chordata, Mammalia, Artiodactyla, Camelidae. The transcript has 10 exons. Gene Ontology annotation, molecular function: protein binding. Gene Ontology annotation, cellular component: nuclear pre-replicative complex. The record is from RefSeq and is a predicted model, not a curated record.
AUGACGCACGUCCGGCGAGGUGGAGAAGGCAAGAUGGCGGCGCCCAUGGAGGUGGCCGUGUGUACGGACUCCACGGCCCAGCUGUGGAGCUGCGUCGUGUGGGAGCUGCACUCGGGCGCCAACCUGCUCACGUACCGCGGCGGCCAGGCCGGGCCUCGCGGCCUUGCGCUGCUCAAUGGCGAGUACCUGCUGGCGGCGCAGCUGGGCAAGAACUACAUUAGCGCCUGGGAGCUGCAGAGAAAGGACCAGCUUCAGCAAAAGAUCAUGUGCCCCGGACCUGUGACCUGUCUGACCACAUCGCCCAGCGGCCUCUACGUCCUGGCAGGGAUCUCAGAGAGUAUAUACCUGUGGGAGGUCUCCACGGGGAACCUUCUGGUUAUCCUGAGCCGCCACUACCAGGAUGUCUCGUGCCUGCAGUUCACGGGGGACAGCAGCCACUUCCUCUCAGGGGGCAAGGACUGCCUGGUGCUGGUGUGGAGCCUCUGCAGUGUGCUGCAGGCAGACCCCUCCAGGACCCCCGCCCCCCGGCACGUCUGGUCUCGCCACACCCUCCCCAUCACAGACCUGCACUGCGGUUUUGGGGGACCCCUGGCCCGGGUGGCCACUGCAUCGCUGGACCAGACAGUGAAGCUGUGGGAAGUCUCAUCAGGUGAGCUGCUGCUGUCCGUGCUCUUCGACGUGGGCAUCAUGGCCGUGACCAUGGACCUGGCCGAGCAUCAUAUGUUCUGUGGUGGCAGCGAUGGCUCCAUCUUCCAGGUCGACCUCUGCACCUGGCCCGGGCAGAGAGAGAAGAGCUUCCAGCCGGAGCAGGAGAGCGGGAAGGUGUUCAGAGGGCACAGGAAUCAGGUGACCUGCCUGUCGGUGUCCACGGAUGGCAGCCUGCUGCUCUCAGGCUCCCACGAUGAAACCGUGCGCCUCUGGGAUGUGCAGAGCCAGCAGUGCCUCAGGACAGUGACCCUCAAAGGCCCUGUGACCAACGCCUCCAUCAUGCUGGCGCCGGUCAGCAUGCUCAGCUCCGACUUCAGGCCCGGCCUGCCCCUGCCCCGCUUCAGCAAGCACCUGCUGGGCGCCGAGCAUGGGGACGAGCUGCACCGCGGGGGCUUCGCGCUGCGCCUGGGCCUCCACCAGCAGGGGUCGGAGCCCAGCUACGUGGAGCGGGCGGAGCAGCUGCACGCGGUGAUGUGCAGCACGAUGGAGAAGAGCGUGCUGGGCGGCCAAGACCAGCUGCGGGUUCGCGUCACCGAGCUGGAGGAUGAGGUGCGCAACCUGCGCAAGAUCAACCGCGACCUGUUCGACUUCUCCACGCGCAUCAUCACGCGUCCCGCCAAGUGAGCGCGCCGCACCCCGCCGCACCCCUCCGCACCGUAGGGGAUUCCAGCUGGGCAUCCCCGCGAGACCAGCAGAGCCCCAGGCCGGAGCCGUCUUCUGCCACGUUCCUGUCUUUGGGGAUUUUCAUCUCCCCCCCCCCCGGGGUCGUGGUUCUCGUUGACCUACUGCCCUGUCGUGACCUCUCCUGUCUGUCGCGCUGGUGCUGUUCUGUUUGUAACAAGAGACCUGAAAUCCUCUCCUCGGCCCCUGUGUGCCCGGGACCCUCGUGGAGGGACCUGCCUCCACGAAUUUUACCGGAGCCGUCACAGCCCGAGUUUUAAAUCUGGUGUGAGAA